This is a messenger RNA of Syngnathoides biaculeatus (alligator pipefish), 3867 nucleotides long. Its product is annotated as protein MTSS 1-like. Gene Ontology annotation, biological process: plasma membrane organization; positive regulation of actin filament bundle assembly; adherens junction maintenance. Lineage: Eukaryota; Metazoa; Chordata; Actinopteri; Syngnathiformes; Syngnathidae. The transcript has 15 exons. Gene Ontology annotation, cellular component: actin cytoskeleton; cytoplasmic side of plasma membrane. The record is from RefSeq and is a predicted model, not a curated record. Gene Ontology annotation, molecular function: actin binding; phospholipid binding. Bases 565 to 2727 code for a protein of 720 amino acids.
UCCUCACGAAUCAACCUGUACACGUUACGAAAAUACAUUAUAAUGCAUGACUUUGUAGUACAUUGUAGUACGGUUUGUAUAGUAUGUAUACAGUACAUGGCAUAAUAUAAUUGACUGUGUAGUGUUUUAUAAGGUAUAAUGCAGUGUGCAGAAUUAGAAUGAUGUUGUGUAGUGAAAUAUUUAAAGUAAAAUAUAGUGCAGGGGACGAGCAAUAUAUUAAAAAAAAAAACCGCUUUAUCAGAGGGCGUGGUCAAACUGACGCGCGUUCACGUCGUCCCUGACAGACAGGCGCGUUCCCGACGCGUGGGUGGCGGGGGGGAAGAAGAGCAAGAUGACGACGUGGAUGGCGGCGGUCGUCCCCGCUCGCUCCCCCAGCGCUCGCGUCCUCGUCCCCGCGGGGGCAGCGCCCGCAUCCCCGCCGGGGGUCCACUAGACGCGUCCCCUGCUUGGCCUCGCUCCCCCCGCGCUCGGGCUCAUUAUUAUUCCUUUAUACAUAUUUCCACCCCCCCCCCCCAAAAAAAAAAAAAAUACUUGAUGGAUAACGCGCACGCCCACUGAGCCAAGAUGGAGACCAUGGAGAGGGAGUGCAGCGCGCUGGGGGGACUCUUCCAGAACGUCAUCGCGGACAUGAAGGGCAGCUACCCGGUGUGGGAGGACUUUGUCAGCAAAGCCAGCAAACUGCAGUCGCAGCUCAGGACGACGGUGGUGGCGGUGGCGGCCUUCCUGGACGCCUUCCAGAAGGUGGCGGACAUGGCGACCGGCAGCCGAGGGGCGACGAGGGACAUUGGCUCAGCGCUCACCAGGAUGUGCAUGAGGCACCGGAGCAUCGAGGCCAAACUCAAACAGUUCUCCACGUUGUUUGUGGACUGCCUCAUCAACCCGCUCCAGGAGCAGAUGGAGGAGUGGAAGCGGGUCGCCAACACGCUGGACAAGGACCACGCCAAAGAGUACAAGAAAGCGCGGCAGGAGAUCAAGAAGAGAUCGUCGGACACGCUGAAGCUGCAGAAGAAAGCCAAGAAAGCCGACGUGUUCGGCCGCGGGGACAUCCAGCCGCAAUUGGACAGCGCCAAACAGGAAGUGAGCGACAAGUACUUCCUGCUGGAGGAGGCGGAGAAGCAGGCGGUGCGGAGAGCCAUGGUGGAGGAGAGGAGCCGCUUCUGCUGCGUGGUCGCCAUGCUCAGGCCCGUCGUGGAAGAGGAGAUGUCCAUGCUUGGGGAGAUCAGCCACCUUCAGGCGCUGACCGACGACCUGAAGAUCCUAACCAUGGACCCGCACAAGCUGCCGGCGUCCAGUGAACAGGUGAUCGUUGACCUGAAGGCGUCAGAGUGCGCCUGGUCCUAUCAGACUCCGCCCUCGUCUCCCAGCACCACCGUCUCCAGGAAGUCCAGCAUGUGCAGCAGCCUGAACAGCGUGAACAGCAGCGACUCCCGUUCCAGCGGCUCCCGCUGCCACUCUCCCACCUCGCACUUCCGCUACCGGGCCGCCUCCUCGUCCUCCUCGGCUCUGGCGCAGCAGGCGCCGGCCCGCCUGUCCUCGGUGUCCUCCCACGACUCGGGCUUCGUCUCGCAAGACGCCUCCCAGUCCAAGUCCCCUUCUCCCAUGCCUCCGGACCCCUCGCAGUUGUCCAACGGUUUUGACCGUCUCGCUCACCCCUGGCCGAGCGGCGUGCCGCGACAAGACAUCCGCUUCCGCUCGCCAUCCUUCCCCCCCUCAUCCUCAUCAUCCUCCACCGCCACCUCGCCCCCGUCGCCGACCCAUUGGCCCGUCCGGUCUCCUCGUUUGGCCGACUUCUCGCCACUGUCCUGGUCCGUGACUUCGUCUUCGAGCCGGGUCCCGUCCUGGAAGGACUGGGCCAAGCCGGGCCCGUACGAUCAGCCCAUGUUCAACGCCCUGAGGAAGGGCAAGGAGAGGAGGGAGGCUGUUGACCCCCAAGCGGAGGACCUGCAAGGGGGCAAGGGAAGCCCCCGUGUGACAUCACCGAAGGAGGACAGGGAAGCCCACGUGGAGCUGGCGAGGGCACUGGCCCGCAGUCUCCACUUGGAUCUCCAGGGCUCCAGCAGGGACUCGCUGCAGGGCUCCAGCGGCUACAGCAGUCAAACCAACACACCGUGCUGCUCCGAGGACGCGGCCUCCACGCAAGACUGCGACUACUUCUCCACGGCAGCGGAUCACGAAGGCGACCGUCGCAAUCCCGACGCGGACAAGUCGCCCGGCGUCCCGCGGCCCGGGGACCUCUCUCACUCCUGCCGCCGCUUGUUCCAGUCCAAGCGCCCCGGGUCAUCCUGCGUGCCUCCCGGCCCCUCGGCGGUGGUCCCCCCGGGGGUGGCCACCAUUCGCCGGACGCCGUCCUCCAAACCCAACUUGAGACGCCAGUCGGGAGGCCUCGCUUUGGGCCCGGUCCCCAUCAAGCCACCCAUGGUCCCGGUCAAGACACCCACCGUGCCGGACCACGCCGGCUUCCCUCGGGCCAGAGCAUCUGAGGACGCCAGCGCGCCGCGGACCCCCAAGAGCCCCCCAGGCACUCCCCUCUCACCAGGGAGCAGUGGAACCUUUUCGCCUCACUUUGAUCACUGCCGGGGGCCCGAGCCGGAGCGACGUCCUCUGCCGGAGCUCCUGGAAGAGACGGAACACGGAGAUGGCGUGGACGACUUCCUGGUGGCAAUCCGGCGCGGCGUCAAGCUGAAGCGAACGACGACCAACGACCGUUCGGCACCCAGGAUCCACUGAGUCCGCGAUGCGAGUUUUGCGACCGGGCCUUCAAAGACUUUACGAACCGACGCGGACCAACAGUUUCUCCGACGCUGCAGCAGUUUUGUCGCAACAGUCACGCAUUUCCCCGUCUGGGACUUCCCCGACUGGAGCGCUUAUCCCUUUAGCAGUCAGGAAUCAGACUCUUCUGGAGGACGUUUUGUCCGGGACGUGUCAAACGUGAGCGUCAGGCGUCAAAACGCGGCGGUCAAUCCCUCCGUAGAUGUCUCAAGUGCCAAAAUCUGCUCCAGUAUCUCAUUUAUUCUGCCUCACUCGGCCGCAAGGACAGAAGUGACGACAGGACGCUGGAGUUUGCCUUCGGUCUGAAAGUGUUUCGCAUGUUGUUGCUCUUGUCGUCGAUUAUUUAGCGUCGUCUCCGACCGGUUUGUCACAUCCCCACUACGGUGCGUGAGCCGAUAACGUUGCGUUUUUACAGUUUAUUUUCGGAGAGGCGGACAGAGGUCAAGUCAGGUGGAGUUUAUUUGACAUGUUGGAUACGUUGACGUGCGUGUAAUUAUGUAUAAAAGACUUACGGCCUACAAGUAACGAUCUUAGCGUAGACGCGCUCGUGUUGUAACCCUAGUGGACGGAAAGGAUAAGGAUAAGAAUUCGUGACUAGUUGAUUGUCGUCGAUCACCAGCGAAGCGAGGGAUCGCCUUCUCAACCUUCUCGUACAUCGUCAACUAUCGCGUCAGCCGGUUCACAACCGAAGCGCUACAAGCGUACUGAAGUAGAAUUUGCAGCUCCAGAGAGUUCGUGAGUGUCCGAUAGUUUGCGUUUGUGUUUAGCCGCUGAUACGGAUUCCUCGGUUGCUGUCGUCGAGUCGAUGCUGUGUACCGUACUGUAUUCAUUUCCGUCUUUUACGACGCGGCGUUACUCGGGAGCGUUUCCUGACCGGUUGCCGUCCUUCCGAAUGCGUCCGCAGGGCCAGGACGCCCGUUUGGGUCGGGCCUGCGAGACCGCCGGGCUCUUGUCUGUGGUGUGGCUGAUGCGCCGAGCAGAUGAAGCCGAAUGUGACGGGCCUCCGAAAGUUGUACGCUCGCGACGGUUUCAGCCUUGAAGAGUUCAAUACAGAAAUGAUAAUAAUAAAGAGAAACUGUCGGGUCCCGGGUGUGUGAC